UCAUAGCUCAUUAAAAAAAGUCAUUUGGAACCUUCAACCUUACCCAAAACACUUCAGUUUCCCUACAAGCCACUUUAGAUAUUGCAUUUAGAUGCAAUUUACAUGAAGGUCAUUGCAUUUAGGCUUCAUCUGUAAAUAUACUGUUUCCUUGGGAUUCUUGAGUCCCAGGUAAUGUUUGUGACAGUGCUGGCUAAAAGUUGGGAGCAGCAAGUAGUGAAAGAUGCCUGGAAACUAAGCCAGCAGAAUCUCACCAAGGUGCUAAUGAAAAUAGGCUCAGGUUAUGAGGAGAGACCUAUCAAACAUUUUCUGCAGUGACUGAUGGUUUCAGAGACGGUGUUAGACUUGCUGCUGCCAGAGGAAAUGAACGGGAUGUUUACAAAGCUAUUUCAGUGUCGCUUUUCCUGGGCUUCCCACCAACAGCUUUCUUUCCAACACCUUGGUACAUAGUGUUCAAUGCCAUGAGAAGAAUUACUGAGUCCUACCAGCAUUAAUCAUUUUGCUUCCUGUUUAUUUAGGCUUUGUGGCCAUGCUUUCCAAAAACUCUGUCCUCCCAAGGUGGUCAUCAAGCCUCUAUCUUUAAGAAUAUUAAAAAAAGAGAGAUCUGGUAAAAGGAAGGCUAUAUUUUGUUUGGAAGUAAAUGAGAAAAUAUUGUGUAUUUGUGUAAGAGUGUGUCAAAUUUGAAGAAGUGCAAGAGCCACAUAUUACAUCCAGUCAAUGUACAGACAGGCACUGCAACCUCAGAUAUAACUCACUAAAAGGGAAGCAGCUGCCUUAGUUCCACUUGUCACUCGCUCUGGACACAUUGGACAGCCUGCAUUUCUCCAAUGCAGUAAAACAGCUCCUAUUUUCUCCUGAUCCAAGAAAGAGGAAAUCUGCAGAGAGGUCCAAAUUUAAACGCACAUAUGGAUACUGUCUCCCUCUGAAGUUUCAGAAGGAGGCAUUCCACAGGGGCUAGACUACACACUGCCAGAGUCUUCUUGAGGAAGGAGACUGGGAAAGGUAGAGGGUACAGUUCAUCUGUGAAGAAUAUGAUGAAGAUCUGGUUGAUACUGUUCAUUGCCUCUAACUUAGAUGAUAUCACUGCAGACAGAUAUCAGCCCUUUGGUGCCAAAAGCCUAAAUUCAACUUAAUGACCUUAGCUUGCGGUCAAGAUUAGAGGGACACUAAAUUGUAGACUUUUUUACUCUUUAAUGUUGCAUAUUCUCAGGCCCUUGGCUUGGUUUUGAGGCUGGAAUUACUCCCUCAUUAGACUCAGAAUUCAUUUUGUCUUUCAGUCUACACUGAUGAGAAGCAUACAGUAUGCUGCAUCCUGCUUUGCUGUCUUAGCACAUUAUACCAGAGUCCAAGAGUCUCCACUUGUGUUUGCUUUUGACUCAGAAAUUGUUGUUCUCCAAAUCCCCUGCACCUCCAAGCAAGGAAUGGAAUUUCAAGUUACAUAGUUGGUGCCUGAAGAAUUCCACUCUCCUAAACAUAGCAAUUAUUUAUGUGACUCCAGGGACCAUGAGAACAGAACUCUCAUCUACAAUAAUUUCAACUCUUUCUCCCAGCUGACAGUAAACUGAGGAAGAAGUGGUAAAUAUAAAAAAUUAUAAAUGUUAUCUUACUUAUUGCAGAUCAAGAUAAAUUUUGGGGAGACAGAAAGGAAAAGCAGCCUUCAGUGAGAGCAGAUAAAAGCUAAGAGGCUUUGCCUUAGCCGUGUAGUGAGACAUAGCACCUGCACAGACCGUGUGGUGCAACAACAAACAUUAUCAUUCCAAGAUUUUCUAGUAGCCAUCUCUUAAAUUGCACUGGUGGAUUUCUUUCAAGAAUCAGCUAUGAUCCCAGCAAGUCCGAGGAUGGGGUGCGCUUUCCUGAGCUGCUUCUGAUAGGUGAUGCCUCCUUGCCAGCAGUGCCAUCAGGAUGUCAAGUGUUCCAAGACAGUAAGAAGAAAAAGCAGUGAGGCAGCCCCUUCUGAGAGCCUGUUCCUCAAAUUUCAGUGGAGAACACAGAGAGCAGCAAGGUCCCAAGGUGCUUAUCAAGGUGCUUGCCAGCAGGUAAAAACAUCAGACCUCAGAAGACUUGUAAACAGAUGGGAAUGGAAAGGUCACCUCCAAAUAAGCACAGAGGGAAACAUCCUGGAUCCCACCAUAUUCCUUAUGGACUGCAGCUCAGCAGAGCAGAGCAGGUAGAUGUAUUCACAUCUUCCAGAAAGAGCAGCAGGCCUGACUUGAUUCCAAAAAUAGUUUGAGUCAAUGUUGAUUUGCCAGAGCCUACUCACAACAGCUGUGUGCUCUAUGCUAGAGAGUAAUUUCUGGAGAUUUUUUUAAAAUAGGAGGGCCAUUCUGCCAGUGCAUGAGUGAACAGUUUUAAGUCGAUAUUUUGCUUCAGGAUACAUAAUACUGUCAUUAUUCCAGACAUGAAAAUUUGGCAGAGAGGACAGAAUCAGUAGCUUUUAAAAUAAGAAGUAUGUUUCUUUGUUCAGGCUUGCUUUUACGGUUUGGGGUAUUUUUGUAUGUUUUUAUUAAGAUCUGUAAAAUUACAAAACCACACUGCAGAAAGAAACUCCCCACCUUAUUUUUAAAGCAGUUAGUAUCCACAGUUUUGCAGAGCUUCUAGGCCCCCAUCUCCAGUAUAUCAAAGGGAGUGAGGAGAUGACAACUGAUAUUUUGUAAGGCUAAAAAUAUUGUGCCUUUUUACAUAACACUGGGAAUUUAAAAAGCACAUUAACUGCUUGCAGAUUAUUUUUAAAAAUGCAGUUUGAGCAACACCACUAGUAUAGAUUCAACUGACAUUUAGGAGAAGGAGCUUCACUGCUGGGAAAUGAGACAUUCAGUAGAGGAUGAAGUAAAUGUUUAAAAUAGGCAAAAUAAGACUCAGACUGCACCAAAGAUAUUCUCACCGUAAUAUGCAUCUCACAUUUAUGUCAUUGGGGGUGUCUUUUUUCUGAAUGCAUAUCAAGUAGCCUUUUUGACCUUCCAAAGCAACCUCCUCAAACCUCCCCUCUUGUCCCUACCUACCUGAUGAUGAGGAGCCUUCACAGUGUCAGUGUCACUGCCAGAGGUUCAACAAAUUCCUUUUUCACACUCCUGGAAAUUCCUUUCUUUUCUUCUCCUCACUCACUGGCAUCUGCUGAGCCCUUCCUGGCAGGCAGGGAGUGGGAAAGAGCCCCUUAUCUGAACUCACUGAUCUCCCCAUUUCCCUUGCUGCUGGAAAAGCCCCAGGCCAUGGCAGAAGAAACUGGAAUUUCAGAGCCUGGCCCAGCCUACCUCCAGUCUCACUCUGUAUGAGCAGGCAUUUAGCUGGCUCAGACACAAGGUAAGGACACACGAGGAUGCAGAAUGGAUUUAUGAAAGACACUUGCCGGGAGGGGGCUGCUGAGUGGGUGAAGUUUGUGACAGAUGAGGCAGCCCAGACUUGCUAGUUCUUUGGUGCUGAGCUGCAGUUCCAGAGAGUGCUGGGUCUCCUGCUGGAGUGGCAGGUGAUGCAUGGUCACAUGCAGUAGGUCACUGUGCUACAAAGGCGUGGGGGAGAUGCUACCAGAGCAAGCUGCACCACUACAGCUCCAGAUGGCAAGUUCUGUCCCAUGUCUUCCAUAAAGCCUUGAAAUGGGAACUGUACAAAAAUGAGAUCUUAAUAUAUCUAGAACUCAGCAUGACACUUCUGCAUGACUCUGCAUAAAAACCAAAAAGGGAUGAAGAUGCUGAGAGAAUAUCAUACUUCCUAAAAACCUGCAAACCAGGACUGUUGUUCUGAAAAACCAUGAAGUUACAAAUUCUUAAGAAAAACAAAUGGAAGGCAAAUAUCUAUGUAAGGUGAGAAAAGAAUUACAAACACUUGAGUAUUGAAAAUUUAUUUCUGUAUCAAUACUUCAAAUCCAGGUGUUAUACAGAAAGCUGAUUGCAUUUUAAUGAAAUACUGCCAAACUAAGCAAGGUCACACAGCAGGAUCUUUGCAGCAAAGCAUGCAUGUGAGUCCUGUCUGUUGUUAAGUUACAGGUGGCCCACUCUUUGCCAGGGCUUUAUGUGCUGGGAAGAUCUCCCCACUGCAGAAAUUCUAAUUUGUUUCAGAAAUUUUUUUUUAAAUUUCACCUUGUGUUGAAAUAAGUGUGUUUUUAAGGUAUCUUAUGAACAUCAAGGUAUUUCAUUCCUCUGGGUAAGAUUGUCCCUAAUUUGGGAUGCUCUGCCAAAUGUUCAGUUUCCAAUAGAGGACACCAGGAUGUCCCAGGCAUGUGUCUCUACUAUGGCAGCAUAGGCUAAUCUGAGAAUUCACCAUGAAGAGGAGAGGAGCAAAUAUUCUAUGGUGAAAGAGGAGAAAAUAAUGGCGCUCACCAUUACAUCUCUUCAGCCAUAUGGGAUAAAAUACCCAGGAGGAGUUUUUGAUAAAUGCACUAUUGAGGGUGUGGACUGAUUAGUUCUAUCUCAGCACUGAACUAAUAUGCUCCCCUAAAGUUUUUUUAUGGUCUCUGGGUGCAGGAAGAACAAGAUCAAACUUGCUGGGGUGUGCAUGUAGGUAAGCAUGAGCUUAUAUCACAAUACGUAAUGCAAACACAACCUACCUCUCUCCACCUGUUAUCCCCUCAGUUGAUUCACACAGCCUCAAAUAUUUUCCCAGCUUGAAAGGACCCAGCCUUUCACUUACAUGAGAUAAGUUGCACCACUUUCAGGAUCUGAACUACACUGGCACUGCUUUUUUUCCUUCUUUAAAACCUCAUAAAAAAACCUUUCUGUUUGUCUUCUGCAGCAAAGGAGCUCUGAAGAAACAACUGCAUGAGUCAUUUUGCUAUCUCAUUUCCUUUUUGGUCCACACGAAAAUCCUAUCAGUAGCUAAUACAGCUUGAUGUAGAAUUAACUCUUAUGGCAUCUACUACAUUACCUCCAUGAAGCAAUUACUGAGAUCUCUGCCAGAAGUAGCUUUUACUGGAGAAUCCAAACUGCCAGUGGCAGGAGGCCAGCGCUGAAGCACACUGGAGCAACAGCCCCUGCAGGACGAUUCCUGCCUCUAUGGAUCUGAUACAGAUUCUAUUUUUGUAAACAUCUCCUACUCAUGAACUUCACAGGCCUCUGCAUAUUUUCCACAGCUGAAGACACAUCGUGCAAGAAGCAUGUAGGAAGUUUCUCUAUGUCUUCUGUGAUAGUAGCUGGUCACAAGGUAUUACAUAAGGAUUUUAAAAAGGAUCAGAGAAGGAGAAGGUGGACAUUCAUUCUCCAGUCUUUUCAUGGGAUGACAGACAUGGUUGCCAGUGAUACCUCUGAGGAAUAGGCAAAAGGAAGACAUUUUGCAUUAUUUGGUGCUUGGUGAUGUUUACUUGAAAGUGGGACAUCAGUUGGCAAGAUAUAUAUUGUUUUUUCUUUUUAUUUUAGCUGGUUUUAGUGGUAGCUAAGGAAGAUAACAGGGGCACAUUACCUACUGUGAUAUAAUCUGCAUCCGUGAUAAUUAAUUGAUGAAAAGAAUAUAUUUACUCAGCAGGUAAGACAGUGACAAUAGCUUUGUAUUUUAUAAGCAGUGUUUCUUUGGAAGAUGCUGUUCCAGUAUUUAUAAUUUAUAAGAUCUUUAUAUUUAUAUAGAGAUAUAGGGAACAUCUGGUGGAACAGAUUUAAUAGAUUCAUCAAUGGCUUAUAGAAAAUAUGAACAGCUGUCUCUUAAAACACAAACAAACAGUUAAUUUACAGCAUAAGCUGGUCUUCAGGGACAUGAUGGAAGCCUCAGGGUAGUUUAGAACAAGUUGCUAAGAACUAGACUAGUUCAAAAACUGCUUUGCUGUGUGCUGUUAUCAGCCCCUCUAUCAGGCUAGUGACUAUGAGUCACAAGGUGACUAUUUUUAGAUUUGCUGGAAUUGUGUUUUCCUCCCCACCCAUCCCUGCCCAGACUUACAGUGACCACUCUGUGUACAGGGCAUGAGGGAAGAGAGGCAUGGAUCCUUGUCUGUUCCCAAUUCACCUUGGCAUACAACCCCAGAAAUAGGUGGUCCUCCCCUAGGAGCACAUGCUUAUUGCUUAUGGUUUCUCAAUUUCUCUGUUGAAUUCGUUGCAAAACUGCAGGAACAGAGGAAGUCAAGGGAUCUUUAUGUGGCACUUCCUCCAGCAGCAUCCUUGACCUAGUUUGGGCAGCACUGAAGCUGUGUUUUGCAAACAGAAGUUGCUAAUGGCAGUGACCUACAGAACACAACAGGUCAAACAUUCCUUCCCUUUUGCCAGCACAGCCCUUCACAACAGGGGCUGUGGAAGGGGAGAUUUUCAGAUCUGCAAUAAACAGAGGGGCACAUAAUUUCAUCCAUCAUAAAAAUAAAUUAGGAAGUUGCAAGGGGCUGUUUCCUACUUCUCCUUUCUUCUGAGGUACCCACCUUUGUAAAAAAAAGAUCUAUCCAUGUUUCUCUCUAGAUAUUUAAAUACCUCUUUCUCCCAAACCUGUACAAAAACUUAGAUUUGUGAAGAUCUUUCAGACCAGCAUUUAAAUCAGCACUUAUCAAAAAAAUUUUGUACACCAUUUCCUACAUAAAAUUGCAGCCUCAUUGUUUAAGAACCAACGCACAAUGCUCAGAGAAAAUAUCCACAGCCUGUCAGAAAGUGUAUUUCAAAGAAAACAAAACUGUUUAUGUUCUGUCAUUUACCUCCAGUUCCUUGAAGCAGCAGUGGGAAUGCUGUUGCUCAUGAAAGUGCAAGGACAAAAACUGUGGGGGACAGUUAGAUUUAUGUUCUGUUUCAGUCCCUUGUUCAGAGAUUCAGUCUUGUCACUUCCCUCCUACGAGAUAAUUCUUAUGAAAUCACAUUCUUAUUAAACCAUGUAUUUCUUCAAAAUGUAAAAUACCUACUUUUCUUUUGGUGUUAUAUGAUAAACAUUUUUACUGAUUUUAAAAAGUUUGUUUUCUUUAUAAAAACUAGAAACUGUUCACUGACGAUGAAUUCCUUAUUACAUAGAACCCACUGCACAGAAGAGCUGAGCAACUGAGUGAAAGCUGAGUCUUAACGAAAUCUUCUCAACUUCUAAUGAGAAUGAAAUUGACUUUUAAUAUGGAGAUUUAUGUAAAUAUAAAUAACACAUAAUGUUAUGUAAACAUGAUAGAUAAAGGUGUGAUUAAGAACCAAAAGAUGGUGAAGAGUUUAUCCUUUCUUUAAGCUGACUAUAUUAGAAAUGAGAGAUGAAGCAUGGCUCUAGGUGCCAAGACAGGUAUUGCUUCCAGCAGCUAAGUGAUAUUGAUUUCAAAUUAAAAAAAUGAGGGAGCUGGUGGCAUUCAGGACAUGUGAGACAGCCACAAGACAGACCAAUAAUUCUGUGGAGUGAAUGAAUGGACACUUGGGUAUAAUCCUUCUUUCCAGUUCUUUUUUUUUCUGCUGUGUAUGUCUGGAAGCAGCAUGAGUGCUUGCCAGAUCCUGUGUAAACUACCACCUCACUAAAGCAGCAACAGACAAACCCAUGAAGAACUGGAAAGCAGCUUUUCAGGCAGGGUAAGUGCUAGGACUUGCUCACCUGCCUGUGGAAUCACACCCUGGGGCAGAAGUCGGAGCAGGUUGAUGUAGAUGAUAUUGUAGCUUAAUGAAAGGAAAGCCAAAUGUACAUUUUCUAGGACUUGGGAUAUGACUUUGAGCUUGAGAUAAAGCGAUAGACAAGCUCAGGGGGAAUAAAGAAAGAAGAGUCAAUGUGACUUGUCUGAAAUCUUCACUGAAAAGGAAACCACAGCAGAGUUCACUCAGUGCACAAAAAAGGUUCACAGAGGAACAGAUUUAGAUUUGGUGGGUGGGUGAGAGGGAGAGGGGGAUUAAAAUGAAACUAGACUCUCUGAACAGAGGAAAAGAAAUUGCCCACAGCUGUGUCAGUAAUACAUCUUCUUAGGCCAGGAUGAGGUGCAAAUGCUGUUUGGUGGGGUUUGGUGAAACUGCUGAGGACAGCUGUCCUGAUCGAUCAGUCCACAGGAGACUGUGGGUGACAGCAGCUGGCUGGGCAGCCACCAGCUUAAAAAACAUUUACCCAAAACAGGACUUUUGUCUUAAUAUACCACUCUUCCCAUUGCAAUCUGCUUUUGCUUCCCUUUUCUUAGCCUCUUUAGAUCUGCUUUUUAGAGAUGGUGAAACACCUCUAGUUAACAUACUGCCAGGCCCAUUGUUUCCCAGUGCUUUUACAACCCAGGCUAGAAGAGUGUAGACAUGUCAGGAAAAGUAUCUUUAGUAAGUCAUUCAGAAAAACGAGAUGAAAACUGAUAGGUUUGGAAAUAUAUGGGGGAGGUGGAAGGAGUGAAAUAGGGAAAGAACUUGGAAAAACUUCAGCCUCACCAGGGAUCUAAUGCAUGGUACCCAGUGAUAAGCAUUGUAGCAGCAGAGCAGACUGGCCUCGGGCACCAGAGAGGAGGGGACUCUGAUCUCUUACACUUCAGCAGCGUCAUGUUCACCAUACAUAGUAAUACCUUCAAUAUCACGAAGAAGGAAAAAGAUAAAAUAGCUGCCUAUAUUCAGACCGUGGUUUUGGGUUUUUUCUCUGCCUUUAUCUUUCCUGCGUAGAUUUUAUUUUGUAAAUUGAUUUUAUCUGAGUAUACUUCCUGCUUAUUGUUUCAGAGGGUCAGGCAAAAUAUGUUCUGUCUGAAGCCCUUUUUUUCCUUAUUUUUUUCCUUCCUUAGGCUGACUGUAAGAUGUGAAUGGAAAAAUGAAUGAACUUACCUAUUCUUUGGAACUGCUGUUAAUGAAGAAUGAUCAGCCGUCUUGAGUGACUUCUCAGCAAUGCUGACAAAAAUGGAAUUCUCCAAGCACGAGGAUGAGAUCAAAAUGGAUCAUAUGGGAUCAGCAAAAUUCAAUUUGCCAUUACUAGAGAUGGGUGGAAGGAUGCUGGUGAGAUCGGAGAGACUUUUUGGGCGAAGGAGACACAAAGGACCAGGAAGAAAUAGUGAGCAUUUCAGAGUGUGAAGGUGGACGGACCAGACUGGAGAGAGUCCGUGGUGCUGGGGAAGCGGGCCAGGAGGACACUGCCUGUUGAUGGUGCCAUCAGGAAACGAGGUGAUUGCAGUAGACUGGAAGGGACUGAAAGAUGUGGACCAAAUCAAUAUGGACAGCACGAGUUCACUGCAUGGCAGCAGCUUCCAUCGACCUUCCACUGAGCAAACACGGACGGAUUUCUCCUGGGAUGGUAUCAAUCUCUCCAUGGAAGAUACGACCUCCAUCCUUCCCAAGCUGAAACGCAACUCCAAUGCUUAUGGGAUUGGGGCUUUGGCUAAAUCAUCUUUCUCUGGCGCCUUAGGGAUAUCCCGCAGCAUGAAGGACCACGUGACGAAGCCGACGGCCAUGGGGCAGGGCCGCGUGGCGCACAUGAUCGAGUGGCAGGGCUGGGGCAAGGCGCACAGCCAGCAGCAACAGCACACGCACGAGAGCGCGCGCAAGGACGCCGACGCCUACUCGGACCUUAGCGACGGCGAGAAGGAGGCCCGCUUCCUCGCAGGGGUGAUGGAGCAAUUUGCUAUUUCUGAAGCAACUCUCAUGGCCUGGUCCUCCAUGGAUGGUGAGGAUAUGAGUGUAAACUCAAAUCAGGACAACCCAGCAGGCAACUACUCUGAGAACUAUCAGGAGCUGAUGGAGAGCCAAGAGCACAUGGCCCAGACGCAGUAUGACAGCUGGCCUCACUCCUACGUCUCGCAGGGCAUGUACUGCUUGGGCUCCUCCGAUGCCUGGGAGGCCAGUGACCAGUCCCUCAUCGCCUCCCCAGCCACUGGCUCCUACCUAGGCCAGAAUUUUGAUGAGUCCCAGACAAACCUUCAGGAAAGCAUAUUGCUUCAGAGCAGCUUUCUCCAGCAGCAGCAGCAGCUGCAGCAACAGCGGCAGGAGCAGAACUUCAUCCAGAGCACGGGGCUGGUCCACGUGUGGCCCCUGCAGACUGCUCAGGGCGGGGGAGGAGCUGAGUCCAGCACGUACAUGGAGGACCACAUUGAGGAUGAAGGGAACCCAAGGCUGGAGAAGGCUCCUCUCCUAAACAAGAAGCCCUCUCCAGAGGAGGAUGAUGCAGUGUGCCGGGACCUGGAAUCUUUGUCUCCUCGAGAGGAGAUGGAACAUGCUGCACUGAGCCGCAAAGUCUCAGAUGUCACCUCCUCUGGGGUGCAGUCCUUUGAUGAGGAAGAGGGAGAAACAAACAACUGAUGCUUUCUGUGAAGUACUCAUCAUUGCUGAACAAAGAGAGGGGUGGCAAGGAAUGCAAUUACAGGGAUUCUUCUCUCCAGCUCCCCAUAUUUCCAAGCAGACACACCUUCCAUUCCUGACAUUUAAUUAUUUUUUUAAAUGAGGAAAAUCUCAAAGUGAUUGUCACAAAAACCUUUUCUUCCCCUCCCCCAUGGACACAUAUUUUGGAUUUUCAUUGCUCUGGGCAACAUGUGAUGUGCUUGGAGAGAUCUGGAUUGGUAAAUAAUUUCUAAGUCUUUUUAACAUAAAGUCUUGGCUGUGGAUAUAAACUCUUCUGGUACUGGGGAUGUGGCUGAUGAGAUAGGCUUGGUGUAGGGAGCAGCUUUGUGGCUAGAAUUCAUCUUGGCAGAAUGGACAUUGCUCUGUGGACUUGGCCCCCUUCUAUGUCGUAGAAUAUAUGAAUAUAAACUGGUUUUAAAUGAAGCUGUGGCUUUGCAGAUCUAGAUUGCACUAGUGUUGGGAUUGUGGCUGAUGCAGAGGAUCAGGCCAUGAAGGAUGUGCUGUGCAACCAGAUCCUCAGUAGCACCUUGAUACAAACUGUAGGGUUGAUGGGUACGAGCUGUGCUCCCAGAACCCGGCCUGUGCUGCCAGAGUGGCUCUGUGGGCACGGCUCUGCUGUGGCAUGGAGAAAUGGGUGCAGAUACAAACCUAACCCUGCUCUCAGAUAUUCAUGCUUCGGUCUCUUCCAUUUGUUUGUUUCUUUCUUUGACAUUUCUGCCUUCCCAGGAGCUGGCAAGAGCGGUUUGUCCUUUUGGCAGUGGGCACUGGAAGCCAGUGGAAAGGACAUUUUCAGCUAUGGAGACAGUCAUAAAAAGCUGACUCUUGCAGGGGGCUUGAGGACAUGCCCAUUUUGGUGGUGCUGCUGUGUCCUUCUGUCUUUUCCUUGCCAGCAGAAUGGGGAGACCCAGAGAGUAGGCAGCAGGUCCAGGGACAGUGCAUACAGCUAUGAGAUCACAGAUACCUAGUUUACAUUACAGUUUUCAGUUUUUGCACUUUUUUUUAACCUUUUUAUAUUCUGGAGAAGUGUUCAUAACAAAGCAGUUAGUAAUGGGAAAGGCCUGUACUCCAGUCAUGACUUAACAGAAAUACUGCACCUCUCCCAUUUCUGCCACUCCUGCAGUGCCAAAUAUAGCUGGAUGAAAAGGGGUGAGAGGAAAUUUUCUCCUCCUAUUUGUCUUCUUCUUCCUGCCUAUGUUUUCUUCUUUUGUUUUCCUGCCCCCAAGCAGUGUAAAUAAUGCUCAAUACUUGGUCUGUCUGUUUUUCCUUCCCAUCUCUUUUUUAGGUGUGGAGAAAGCUGAUUUCAGGAGUUUCCCGUAUUUGUACGGGGUAUAUAUUUUUUUGUUUUAAAAAAACAUGAUUCUCUGAUUAGGGGGAAUUUGGUAUCUUGCAAUUCCUUGCCAUUUUUUCACAGACCUCCUUUUGAGAGGGAAAGGUUUUGAAAGGAAAUUGUUUCACUUCCAGCUCUCACCGGAAAAUAAACAGGGACAACAAAAGCAAAAAUUGUAUAAGGUUAUUGAUUUUGCUGGAGGACUGAAUAGAACCAGCAGAGAUUACCCAAGUGCUGAGUUUUAAUUGCAAGACCUCUUGCAAGGAAGCAUCAGCAGAGCAUGGGUGUAGAUCAGAUGCUGGAUCUGAUGAGCUAUAGAAAGGAAUUUGCCUGGACACUGCCAUACUGUUCCAAGAGCAACUCUUUUCUCACUUACUCUGACUCAUAUUUGCUCUGUUUAAUUCAUGAUACAUUUGUCUCUUCUUUGCCUCCUCUUCAGGCUUGGUGUGUUUUUUGGAUGACAGGAGAGUGAUACAUGCUUCUUUCCUGCUUCAGGUUCAGUUCCUGCAUAUUUUCAGGGAAGAAUGUCUAAGGCGAACAAAAUGUCUCUGGAGGAAUAUCAUCAAGUCUCAGAGUUUAGACAGCUCCUGGCAAGCAAAGCAAAUGAUGUCCAGGAAUUGUGAAAAGUAGGAAUGGGACUCUCAGGAAGAACACCCUGAUCAGCUUUUUCCCACUGACACAGGCAGCUGCAAAAAGAGGGACUCCUUUUUCAAUACCCAGGUCUUUCCAGCCAAGUCCACUUCAAGCAGAUCUGUCUUCCCUCUCCACUGCACCUCUAAAGGAAAGACCUCUGGGAUGUUAAAGUUACACUGGUAAUUUGGUGUAGGUAAGAGAGAAAAGUUUUUGCGACCCAUCUUUUUUUAUGUGUUUCCUUGGUCUUGCUUCUGCAUUUCUAAGGAGGUCGCUCUUCUCCUGAGUGAUGAGCUUUCAAUAUCUCUUCAAAGAUGUUUACACAUUGAGGUACUAACCUCCCCUGGGCAGCAAGGCUUGAUAAAAAUGAUCUCCUAUAGUUCUUGCAGGGCCAUUGGGAGCUCAUUGUCCUGAACUGGCUUGGGUCCAGCUGUGGAGCAGGGCCUGGGAAAUCACACUAGCCAGAAAAGGCAGAUGGGGCAAGUGCCAAGAGCACUUCAGCAGAUGAGUAAAUGAGUAAGUUUAAAGCUAUUUCUCUUUUAAAAGGUCUUUAGGGAAACAAAAAUGGUUGGGUGUGUACCUUUGUGGGAGAUUUGGGUGGCUUGUUUGUUUCUUUCUCCAAACCAUUUUGUUCCCAUGUGCCUCUCCAGGACCAAUCUGGAUGUUUACAGUAACUUUCAGAGUAGCUUCUGAUCAUCCCUUUGUGUUGUUUACAGGCUGGGACAAGUGGGUCAACUUGUCCAGGGCUUCUUUUUCUUUAAGAUGGACAUGUGGUACAUUUACCAAGAUGUCUGAUUGAUGUCUAAAAGAUAGACCUUAUCUCCAUGGAAAGCAGUGACAGGGAGUUACCUACAUAAGGAAAAGUGUGUAAAAAUUGACCAUAUAGAAAAUUCUGUGGAGUCCAAUAGGAAGAGAAAAUCUGGAGAUUCUUCUAGCCUCUGUGGAAUUGGGAUAAAGAACUAUACCCUACUUUAUAGUACCAUAACCUGCUGUCUUAGAAACCUGUAGAGAGCCUCAUUCUCUAUGAAUGCAGACUGGUUUGAAAACCACUCUCUGUAAAAACCUUCCAGCUUACUAAAUUCUGUAAUUUUUUUUCAUAAAUGACUUAACAUUCUGUGAACAAUAAAAUUUCAGCCUUUUCCUGAAAGUAAGAAAAAGGCUAUUUUCCAUACCUCUCCACAGUCCAAAAGAGCUAAUUGCUAGGAGUCUGACUAGAGAGAGCAGAUCUUCCAGUUCACACUUACCACCCGAGUGAGCAGCCUGAGCUGAACUGGAAAGGCAGUUUGAAUCUCUUUGAAAGUGCAAAAUUGUUUGUGUAAUCUGGUCCUUUCUUACAUAACAGGCCUGCUGCCUGUGUGUAUCCAGUACCAGAGAGAGAGACCUGGAACCUCCUGUACAUUUCCCAGAAAAGCUGUUAUUAUAUAGAUACACCUAUCCAAGCAUAUGGGAGGCACAGGUGCUCUGUGAGCGAAAUUUGGCCUGCAGUCCCUUUAUCCUGGUGAGGAGGGAUGAGUUGGAGAGAGUCCAGCCAAACAGUCAGAGCCCAAAUUGUGUUUGUGAGGCUGUAAAUAAGAAGGAAAGGUGAGCUCAGUAUCCCUGAUCUGCAGUUACUAAGAAACUGAGCUCUGCUGUUUGCCACAAACACAUGAAGCAAAGCUGCACUACAGAAAAUUUUAGAUAUUCUUGAAGUAGUGGAGAUAGAAGAUUCCCAUCUUUCCUCCAAGCCUUUGUCUUCAGCAGGAACUUGUUGAAAUUAUUGUGCUAUACAUGAAAUAAGGCUUAACCAGAAGUGACCCUAAUUUAAAAUCUUCUACUGGAAGAAAAUUCUCUCUUGUUCCUUCUCCCAUGAUUGCUCAUACCUGAUUAGUUAUACCCUUUCAUGAGCUUUUCUUUUAUAUAAAUCUGAAGCUUUCUUUACGAGCCCUCCGGGUUCUUUUCAAUUCCAUUACCUCAGGCUCUGGGACAGAGAAGUUUAUCUGCUUCUUUCAGUUUCUGUGCCUCUAAAUCAUCAUCCUCUUUUGGAGAGCUGCUGACAAGUCAUCCACUUGCUUUUUCCCCUUAAAAAAUGGUAACAUCACUUUUCAGGACAGGCUCGCUGCAGAGAGCAAGUUCAGCCAUGCUUCUAAGCUGAUCCAGUGGUGAGCUGCUUUGAAGGAAGGGGAGCUCUGCUCUGACAAUGCUCUCCUCCCACAGCCCUUGGGCAAACGCUGAUGCUCAGCUGGCCCACACCAAGCCAGGGACUUUUACCUUGCUAUAAAAGUGAAGAUAGAAGAGCUGUGAGCAGAGGGAGAGAGAGUGCUGUUCUCAGCAGCUGGCCUUCUUUUAUGUCAGGUUGGAGAAACUGGGAAAAGCACUUUGAAACGGCAUCUUCACAAUGAGUCUAAGCUGCUCAAAGGAGCUGUCCUGCCUCCUCUCUUCCACCACCACCACCAGCUCUGUACUUCUACUGCCUAAAAAGCACCAGCACUAACACUCAUUUGGCUGCUCAGGAACUGGCCCCAUUGAAAACUAACCCAGUCCCCUACCUAAAUAAAGGUUUCAGUGAGGUGAACUCUUCAUAUUGCUUCUCUUGGUGAGGCAGGCAUCACUGAGGGCUGGUGAAAUGUGUAGAUGGUCAUGUGGAAAACUGGUUGCAGAUGCAACUUGAAUUGGCAUAAGCUGAUUGUGAUAUGUCUGUCUGAAAAGAAUAAGACCCACUGGGGUACCAAGAAGGAAAUUAUUCCCCAUUUUCUUCCUUAGUGUUUUCCUUGGAAUUGUUAGUAUGCUCUUACUUGAUUUGGUCUUUGUUAUUUAUGCCCUGUUGUUUCCCUCACUGUUCCCUUCCACAGGCUCCUUUGAAGUAAACCCUGGAAACUGGGCAGGAGGACAUGAGUAACUUGAUAUAUGCAUGAAAUUAAUAAAAUUAACAUGCACAAAUCGUGUAUGCACUCAGUGAUCAAACUCCAUGGCAGCUAAAGAUACUGACAAGUCUUAUCCCGUAAUUGCAAGAGGGGAGACUUGUUUAAGAGUGAAGCAUAGCUGUUGGAAGGGAUAUUUAUCCCUAUUUUCAGGCCAGUUCCAGUCCAAUGUGAGAUACAGAAGAGUACUUCAUACCUAGGCAGAGCCUGUGCCUGCUGUACUGUGUACAGCAGCAAUGAAAAAUGUUCAAUGUAGCCUUGGAGAACUGGAGAAGGAAAGUCAUCUCUCUGUUUGACAGAGGUGGGAGGUGUUGUGGUGAGGCAAGGUUGUGUGCAACAGCACAGCCCUGUGCACCACUGUGUGUGGCAGGGAGGGAAAGGCUUGGAAAAAGGUCCAGAAAAGCCUGAUGUCUUUUGUUUACACAAAACAGGUAAGAAGCUUCAUGGCAGACUCCCAGCGGAGUGGACUGAGGUACAGAAUUGCUAAACAAGCUGUAAGUCCAGGAUUGUUGCAGCUUAUGGUACUCCUUAGUCCAAACCACACUUUUUUCUUGAGACAGUGAUAGGAAAGAGACCUCCCUGGAUUUGGGUACCUGCUAGCUUCUUCUUCGUUGUCUUCAAAAAAAAGCUCACAGUGUGUUCUGUUCUUCAGGGAAAUCGUAUGAGAAAUACACAAAAUAAGAACUUACUCCUUGCCCAAAUGAAGUUAGUGUGAGUUCUGAUCUCACUGGAGAGCCAAAAUACCUAAAUUCAGCUAAGUUUGCCUUAACUGUUGUAUUGAUAAUUGCCUAAAAGGAGAAGCAGACUCAGAUAACCUGCCUCUAAAUGCUAUAAAAAGCAGAGCAAUGUUGGCAAAGUCUAAGCUCUUCCUUCUAAUUUCUCCCAGGUGGAUUUUCCAGUGUUCCUUGUUCAGACAACUCUGGCAUAUCUUUUAAGUGAGCUGUUUGACUUUUUCUAAAAGAAAAAAAGAAAAGAAAGGAAAGAAAAAAAAAUUAAUUCCAAUACAGCGAUUAUCAGCAGCUUACAGCUAGAAAAAUGUAAAUAAGUAAUACUUUCAUCUUUGAUUUUCCUCCCCUGUAGCAAUCUGACAGGGAAAGAUUUCUAUGCCAUGGCUCAGGGAAAGGAAAAAUAAACAGGGAAAAUGUGAGUAAAAUGGUGCCUAUUCGAACUAAAUGUAUGUGUAGGACAGCCUACAGUCAUUAAAGCACAGUCUCAAAUACGGUUGCAAGCUGUCAAGUCAGUGUCAGGUGCCUCUUUCGUACCUUGGGCUUUUCCCAGGCUGAGUAGUAGUGAACCUGUGCACGAGCAGAAGAGCUGCACUUCUGUGCCAGAUCAGUGUCUCUGUGUCUCAGAGAAUGUCCUGGAGCCUGGGGACACCAUGCUCCCUGGGCAGCACAGCCAGCUCCGUGGAAUGACUGGGAUAAGGGUGAGGGUUACCAUGUUAACAAAUGGACAUGGGAGAUCUGCGCUUGCAACAUCAGGGUCUAUUUACAUCCUUGCACUGACAUUUUCCCCAGCAUAGGCAGACCAAAGUGUUAUUUUUUCCUUGAAAAUGAAGAGAAGCUCUAUGAUUGUCAUUGUUGGUCUGCACAAAAGGAAAGAAAUAUGUGCUGUAUUUUUCCAGUGCAGAUACACAUUGUUGGGAGAGGAAAAAUUUAGUUAGGCUGUGAUUCUGAGAAAGAGCAUGUUUGCUGAAACUGUAAAGUCUUGUUCAGGAAUGUUUUCAGUGCAGAUACCACAGAACCACAGAAUGGUUGAAAGGGACCAUCAAGUCCAACCCCUCUGCUGUGGGCAGGACCUACCCACUGAUGUGUAGUAGCUGCUGUCUUUUGGGAGGAGAGGGGUUGCAGUGUUCUGUGGAAAGAAUUCUCCUGCUAGGAUCUUCCUCAUCUCCUUCAGCUGGGGACAUUUUAAAUGCCCUCUGAAACCUAGUCUUGUUUUCGCUUUCCCAUAAGGGAUCAAAUGUCCAUGCUUGCAAGACAAAAACAUCUAAAAAGGCUUUUCUCCAUUAUGAGAUUGUGCAUCAAGAUUUGCUUCCAAUAAGAUAAAGGCAUGUAGUCCAGAUUCAUUGGCCUUCUGGAUUCAUUUUCAUUUGGCAUGGAAAUCCAGUCAUGAUUGGAUUGGAGGCCACAAGGUUAAGAAUCCUCUUCCAGAGCUCUGCCAUGUUCCCAUAAGGCAAGUGUAGGUGGAUUUCCCUUCUUUCCAGAUACUGCAUGCUUGAGCAAUGUAGCAAGCCAAAAGCUCUUUUGCAGGUAUAUAUUCUUGUUUGGCUUUAAUUUUUCUUCUCUGAUUUGUGGAUGUUGUGCAUGAUUGGAGGUCUCUGGGAAUCCCUGCACUAUAAAACUGGAACUCAAAAGUAAUUUUACAGGGAACAAGAUUCCUCUUGUUUCAGCUCUUUUCAGAUGUGGGUGGGUACAGGCAGAGGAUUUGGGAGGUAGAAGGGUGGUGGAUGGGAGUCUCAAGGGUGGCGUGCAGGAUGGAUUCCUGAAGCAUGUGUAAAAAUAACUAAAGGCUCGGGUCUGCAAAUGUUGUAUUCUCGGUAUCUGAAACUCCUUUAGCAUAAGUGUAUGGUACAAUGGAGGUUGCUGCAAAGCAGUUCUCAAGGGCUUCCCCCCAAGCCUGGAUGUGUUUUCUGUAGAGGGGAGGCUGCAUGGGGAUUGUCUGUAUCCUGUUCAGCUAGUGUUUACAGAGGUGCAUUGAUGUGUGGGGAGAAGGUACUGAAUGCAAGCAAAACAAAAAGGGAGAGGGACCCACUACUGAAAGCUUUCAUCCUUACAUUGUCCCACACUAGCCCUUAAUAACUAAAAUGAGUCUGAUUUGCCUUUGGUCUUCCAGCUCCAAAACAUGUUUUGCCUGAAAAUUUUUGUUGGAUAUACUUCGCAUGUUUUGAUAAUGUGACUUACGAGAUAAACACUUCUACAGAGCUAUAUAUAAAUACAUCCAUGUGCAACCACCUGCAUACAUGUGCACACAUUACAUAUAGACUUAGAGAACUAUAUGGCACUACACACCUCCAUGCCUGUACGUGGCAGCAACCACAGUAAAGGAGGGGAGGUAGCUCAAAAUAGCAUGUACAGUCCUUUAUGGAGUUGUUAUUAAACAGAAUGUGGUCUUGCC
Zonotrichia albicollis (white-throated sparrow) is the source of this 18098-nucleotide messenger RNA. Lineage: Eukaryota; Metazoa; Chordata; Aves; Passeriformes; Passerellidae. The record is from RefSeq and is a predicted model, not a curated record.